Molecule: messenger RNA, 1780 nt
Organism: Vanessa atalanta (red admiral)
Lineage: Eukaryota; Metazoa; Arthropoda; Insecta; Lepidoptera; Nymphalidae
Product: putative Dol-P-Glc:Glc(2)Man(9)GlcNAc(2)-PP-Dol alpha-1,2-glucosyltransferase
Exons: 2
Coding region: 186-1631 (481 amino acids)
Biological process (GO): protein N-linked glycosylation; dolichol-linked oligosaccharide biosynthetic process
Cellular component (GO): endoplasmic reticulum
Molecular function (GO): dolichyl pyrophosphate Glc2Man9GlcNAc2 alpha-1,2-glucosyltransferase activity
Source: RefSeq, a predicted model, not a curated record
UGCCGCCACCGGCCGGCCACAAUUUACCUGCAAUUUAUUGAUAAAUUGUUAUCAGUUUUCGUAAUUAACUUCAUUGGCACUUUUAAAAACCUACAAUUUUUCGAUCAAAACACGUAACGACGAAUAAUUUUGCCAUAUGUUUGGCUGGACAUGCAUUGAAUAAAGAUAAGAAAACUCUCAACAAAAUGAAGGUGUCAUUGAAAUACAAUUUCCUCCUCGUCACAACGAUCGCAAUAUAUUUGUACAAUUCAAAACUGAUAUUUGAUAAAGUUUACGAAACAUCAAAAAUAGUCAUAGACGAACUAUUCCACAUACCCCAAGGCUUGGCGUAUUGUAAAGGUAACUUCUCAUACUGGGACCCGAAGAUAACGACCCUCCCCGGACUGUACCUAGUGUCAGCGGCUACCGUCGGCUCGUACUUCCCGUGCACGAGUUACAAUCUCCGACUGGUCAACUUGAUUGGGUCGUGUUUUAAUUUAGUCUUGUUCUCUUCAAUGUUGACAUUUAUAUACGGCAGUCAUAAUGAGAGUCCGUUAAAAAUUGUAUUGCAAGCGUUAAGCUUAACCUUGCUUCCCCCUUUGUAUUUCUUUUCCCACGUGUACUACACGGACACGUUGUCGCUUCUGUUCCUUUUACUUUUUACACGUUUAUGUUUCGUUAACAACAGCAACUGGUUAAUAUUCGUCACAGGCAUGGGUAGCGUUAUCAUGAGACAAACGAAUGUUGUCUGGGUAUCGAUGGUCCUAGGGCACAGGAUGUUAAACAUGCUGAUUAAAAGCUCAAGGGUGUUCGGCAAUCGUCAUUUAACCAAGACAACGUUGAACAAACGCUCAGUCAUUGCUCGUGAUAUCGAUGCGUCCAAACUUAAACGUUACUAUGGCAUCACUGACGUUUUUGUCGCUUUGAAAUAUCAUCUAUCGACAUGUUUCACUACUGCCUUUAAGUUUAUUUCUCUCUCCGAUUGGCUUAUAAUCAUUCAGCAAGUCAGUGUGUUGGUAUCUUUCAUGGCGUUUUUGUAUGUUAACGGCUCAGUCGUGGUCGGUGAUAAGCAAGCUCACAAGAUGACCCUCCAUAUACCACAAUUGCUGUAUUUCUUACUGUUCUACGGUGUGUUCGGUUUGCCUUAUGUUAUUACUAAAUCAUUCUCAACGUUGAAACUUAUUUUUAAUAAUAAAUUGUAUGUACUUCUGUUAGCCAUUACUUUUGCUAUAAUCGUUCGGUAUAAUACUGUGGCCCAUCCAUAUUUGUUGGCUGAUAAUCGUCAUUAUACUUUUUACAUAUGGAACCGUUGGUUUGGCAAAUAUGACUUUGCAAUAUAUGCAACGAUACCGGCUUAUAUCUUUCUAUUAUUCAAUUUAUAUGAUAAUUUAAAGGAUCAGAAUUGUGUAUCGUUUCUGCUACCGUAUUCUGUGUGUCUGUUUCUAGUGCUUGCAUUGCAAAAACUUGUCGAUAUCAGAUAUUUUAUAGUCCCAUAUGUUAUAUUAAGGUUGAGAUUCGUUCGGCCAUCGUUUAACAUGGUUAUAGGGGAGCUAGUGUGGUAUAUGUUGAUAAAUGUGAUCACAUUCCAUCUGUUCUUUACAAAAGAAAUAAUUUGGAAAGAUUUUAAUGAUAUUCAAAGAAUAAUAUGGUAAUAAUUAUUGUUAAUAUAAGAAUUGAUUAUAAGAAUUUUGUGUGAAAUUUUAUGUAUGAGGGCAGUGGUUUUUUUUUAAUUUUUUUUAUAGCUUAUGGUAGUGUAGUUUCAGCCUAAAAUAAAUCUUGAUAUGUAAUUAUUUUUAAUAAU